GUAAGAUCUGCUUCCUCCUCCCAUUCACCUCACCUCCUCUUUUCUUUUCCAUCCUACUAAUGUCUGACUUUUGGUGGGAAGAAGAAAACUGUGUGGGGGGGAUUCUCUUGUCACAUCCCUCAACCACCACCCCCAUCAUCCGGCUCCUGUGAGACUUCAUCAUCAUCAUCAUCAUCAUCAUCACACACAGGCGUCCACAUCAAAGUGGAGAAGAGGAGGAGAGAAGAAAGAGGCACAUCAGGGUUAUUUGUAGGAGAGGAGGAGGAAGGCGAGAAAUCCUUACACCUGAUCACAUCCCAGGAAGAGACAAGCACUCAGGGGAAGGGACAAGUUCUUCACCAGCUCCUGGAUUCAGAAGGAUUGUGUCAGUGGACAUCUAGGGAAGAGGUCCUCUGCUCUACGAUUGCUGCUGGUGGGAGAAGAUGCUGCCUGCCAGGUCUGCUGCUGAAUGUUCUUGGGCUCUGGCUUCUGGAUUUGGCUCAUAUUUAACCCUUUGGAUAUGGCUUAUUACCUGCUGCUGCAAGUCGGGGACCUUCUGUAGCCCAAGUAAUGAAGUGAAUUUACUGGAUUCCCGAUCUGUCAUGGGUGACCUUGGAUGGAUAGCAUACCCAAAAAAUGGGUGGGAAGAAAUUGGUGAGGUUGAUGAGAACUAUGCUCCAAUACAUACAUAUCAAGUAUGCAAAGUGAUGGAACAAAAUCAGAACAACUGGCUCUUGACAAGCUGGAUCCCAAAUGAAGGAGCAUCAAGAAUCUUCAUUGAGCUCAAAUUUACACUACGGGACUGUAACAGUCUUCCAGGAGGACUUGGUACUUGUAAAGAAACUUUCAAUGUAUAUUAUUUUGAAUCAAAUGAUGAAGAUGGCAGGAACAUAAGGGAAAAUCAGUAUAUUAAGAUAGAUACUAUUGCAGCUGAUGAAAGCUUCACAGAGUUAGACUUGGGGGAUAGAGUCAUGAAGCUAAACACAGAGGUGAGAGAUGUUGGACCAUUGACAAAGAAAGGUUUCUAUCUUGCCUUCCAAGAUGUGGGAGCAUGUAUUGCUCUUGUGUCUGUCCGUGUGUACUACAAAAAAUGUCCCUCAGUGGUACGUAACUUAGCACUUUUCCAAGAUACCAUAACUGGAGCAGAUUCUUCACAGCUUUUGGAAGUAUCUGGAUUGUGUGUCAACAAUUCGGUGACAGAAGAGGCUCCAAAAAUGCACUGCAGUGCUGAAGGGGAAUGGCUUGUUCCAAUUGGAAAGUGCAUGUGUAAAGAAGGCUAUGAGGAAAAGAACAAUACCUGUCAAGCAUGUCGUCCAGGAUUUUUCAAGUCUUCCCCUCAGAGUCACACAUGCAAUAAGUGUCCACCUCACAGCUAUGCCCAUGAGGAAGCAUCAACAUCUUGUGUCUGUGAAGAGCGCUAUUAUAGGAGAGAAUCUGAUCCUCAUACAAUGGCAUGUACAAGGCCACCAUCACCGCCACGAAAUGCAAUUUCCAAUAUCAAUGAAACUAGUGUCUUCUUGGAAUGGAUGUUUCCAGCAGACACCGGAGGAAGGAAAGAUGUCUACUAUAACAUUGUGUGCAAGAAAUGUAACUCUAUUGCCAGGGUUUGCGAGGAAUGUGGAAUUCAUGUUCGUUACUUACCUCAGCAAAGUGGCCUCAGAAACACCUCUGUGAUGGUAAUAGAUCUUCAGGCCCAUACAAAUUACACCUUUGAGAUUGAGGCUGAAAAUGGUGUUUCUGAGCUCAGUCCUGGAUCAAGGCAGUAUGUCUCACUGAAUGUCACUACCAACCAGGCUGCGCCUUCUCCAGUCACUCAUGUGAAGAAAGGAAAAAUUUCCAGAAAUAGCAUUUCCUUGUCUUGGCAGGAACCCGAGAGACCCAACGGUAUCAUCCUGGAAUAUGAGAUCAAAUACUUUGAAAAGGACCAGGAAACUAGCUACACAAUUAUCAAGUCCAAGGAAACAGAAAUCACAGCAGAGGGACUGAAGUCUGCAUCAUCCUACAUAUUCCAGAUCCGAGCACGCACGGCUGCAGGGUACGGUGCCUUCAGCCGCAGAUUUGAGUUUGAAACCAGCCCAGUGUCAUUUGCAGCAACUGGUGAUCAGAGUCAGAUUCCUAUUAUAGCAGUGUCAGUCACUGUGGGGAUUAUUAUUCUGGCCGGAAUGGUUGGUUUUCUUCUCAGUGGAAGGCGAUGCGGCUACAGCAAAGCUAAGCAAGAUCCAGAAGAGGAAAAGAUGCAUUUUCACAACGGACACAUUAAACUUCCAGGAAUAAAGACAUAUGUUGACCCUCAUACCUACGAAGACCCAAACCAGGCAGUACACGAAUUUGCCAAAGAAAUUGAUGCUUCCUAUAUAACUAUUGAAAGAGUGAUUGGAGCGGGUGAAUUUGGAGAAGUUUGUAGUGGCCCCAUUAAGCUACCAGGGAAAAGGGAAUUUCCAGUUGCUAUUAAGACUCUUAAAGUUGGAUACACUGACAAGCAGAGGAAAGACUUCUUGGGUGAAGCCAGUAUAAUGGGACAAUUUGACCAUCCAAACAUCAUCCACUUAGAGGGAGUUGUCACAAAAAGUAAACCUGUAAUGAUUGUAACAGAAUACAUGGAAAAUGGCUCUUUGGAUACCUUCUUAAAGAAAAAUGAUGGCCAGUUCACUGUAAUUCAGCUUGUGGGUAUGCUGAGAGGCAUAGCAUCUGGAAUGAAGUACCUUUCAGACAUGGGCUAUGUCCACAGAGACCUGGCAGCAAGGAACAUACUCAUUAACAGUAACCUGGUCUGCAAAGUUUCAGACUUUGGUCUAUCCCGGGUUCUUGAAGAUGAUCCUGAAGCCGCAUAUACUACAAGAGGUGGAAAAAUACCAAUACGAUGGACUGCCCCUGAGGCCAUUGCUUUCCGUAAGUUCACCUCUGCAAGUGAUGUGUGGAGCUAUGGAAUUGUGAUGUGGGAAGUCAUGUCAUAUGGAGAGAGACCAUACUGGGAAAUGACCAACCAAGAUGUAAUUAAAGCUGUUGAGGAAGGUUACCGAUUGCCAAGUCCCAUGGAUUGCCCGGCUGCUCUUUAUCAGCUCAUGCUGGAUUGCUGGCAGAAAGACCGCAACAGCAGGCCCAAGUUUGAAGAGAUUGUCAGUAUGUUGGACAAGUUGAUUCGUAACCCAAGCAGCUUGAAGAUGCUUGUUAAUUCGUCUAACAGGGUAUCAAAUUUACUGGUUGAACAAAAUACAGUUGGAAGUGCUGCAUACAGAUCAGUAAAUGAGUGGCUAGAGGCCAUAAAGAUGGGAAGGUAUGCUGAUACGUUUGUGGAGAAUGGAUGCACUUCAAUGGAUUCAGUAACCCAAAUGACUUUGGAAGAUCUGAGAAGGUUCGGGGUGACUCUGGCUGGUCAUCAGAAGAAGAUAAUGAAUAGCAUCCAAGAAAUGAGAGCCCAGCUAUUGAACGGAAUGGUGCCGUUGUAAUUGGGCCAUUCUGCAACCAAGCAAGUCUGCACUUUGUAACCUGCCCAGAGAUUUAUAGACAUAGAAAAACCUGAAAUGAAAAAGGGAAGUAUAUUGCUAUAGAAAACUGAAAACGACACAAUGAACAUACAACAGACAACUCAAAAAAUCAGUAUUUGACCCAAACUUCUGUUUAUUUUUUAUUCUGUUUGUGUCAUCGUUCGUCAUGAGUAAUUGCAACGUGCAUGGGACCUGGAGCUGGAUGUAGAGAUGUAAAGUAAGGUUAGCCUGUUCUUUGGCUUCUGUAACAAAGGACUUCCUAUGAUGCAUUGUACAUGGAUUGUAUAUAGCAUCUUGAUAGUGCUUUUAUUGUAGCAGCACGCUAAAUACUUCCAAGGACUUACUUGAAUGGAUCAUUUAAAACAAUGUUUUGUAGCCCUGUAUGGCAUAGAAGAAAAAAAACUGCAGUUUACUGACGUUUACUAAGUCUCAAUUGUCUAUAAUGGUGUAUUGAACAGCAAUAUGUCUAGAUUUUCUUGAUAGUUAUCUUUAUGUUUUUUGUUCUUGUUUUUUGUUUGUAAAUCGAAAAAAUGCUGUUACACAGCAUUACGGUAUGGAAGCGUAUGUACAUACGUGCUUGACCAAUUGCAAAUACAAUAUAUUUAUUUUUUGUGUUCUGAGUUUUCCUAUUAGUUUGCUCUCUGGUAAGGUUAAUGCAUUAAGUAAUGAAUCUGUAAAUAUUGUACAGUUUGCUACACUCCCAGGUACAUUUUUACAUGCUGCCACUUAUGUCUGCCUGUUUGAUCUUCUUUUCCUUGGGCACUCAUGAUGAGUUUCAACAUUUAAAAAAACUAAAUUUAAAAUAUAUUACAUCUUUUCUGCAAACAUCAGCUAAAUUCUGUCAUGUCUAAGGCCAUUGUGCUUUAUAAAAAUAUAAUAACAACAGGGUAUAUGUAUAAAGAAAAAAACAAGACAAAUAUUCAUUUUGUGGUUUUUAUUACAUUUUUUUUCAAGGAAACAUUAAAUAUUUUUU
Molecule: messenger RNA, 4437 nt
Organism: Bufo bufo (common toad)
Lineage: Eukaryota; Metazoa; Chordata; Amphibia; Anura; Bufonidae
Gene: EPHA5
Product: EPH receptor A5
Exons: 17
Coding region: 423-3425 (1000 amino acids)
Biological process (GO): protein phosphorylation; cell surface receptor protein tyrosine kinase signaling pathway; axon guidance
Cellular component (GO): neuron projection; plasma membrane
Molecular function (GO): protein binding; transmembrane-ephrin receptor activity; ATP binding
Source: RefSeq, a predicted model, not a curated record